This is a messenger RNA of Triplophysa dalaica, 3423 nucleotides long. Its product is annotated as extracellular calcium-sensing receptor-like. Gene Ontology annotation, cellular component: membrane. Gene Ontology annotation, biological process: G protein-coupled receptor signaling pathway. NCBI's taxonomy places the organism in Eukaryota, Metazoa, Chordata, Actinopteri, Cypriniformes, Nemacheilidae. Gene Ontology annotation, molecular function: G protein-coupled receptor activity. Bases 1 to 3423 code for a protein of 1140 amino acids. The transcript has 9 exons. The record is from RefSeq and is a predicted model, not a curated record.
AUGGCUGCCUCGGUGUGGAGCUCUCCAGUUGUUUUAGUGUUUUUGUUAGUUUGUCCUGUUUCAUGUUUUUCCCAUACAAUUAGUUUCACAAGAGGUGAACUGCUGAACAUUCGGCACUGCACACCAUCUGAUAUUUUACCGGUUUUUGAUUAUUCGGAUGUUUUAUUCAACAUCGUAGUCGGAGGCGCAGCAGCGCUGCUAAAGCACUCCAGGACACGCAAGCGUGGUAAGCGAGCCGGCGCGCUGAUCAGGCUCAGAAAGCGCGGCUUUAAAACUGCACUGCCUAGCAUACAUCUGGCGAAUCUGCGCUCUUUGCCAAACAAAACGGACAAACUUCUUCUACUCUGCCGGACAAAUAAGGAUUUUUCAAACUCUGUUGUUUUGUGUUUUGUGGAAACGUGGCUGAACGACUUUAUCCCGGACAGCGCGUUACAUCUGCCCGGCUACCUGCUGUUCAGAGCGGACCGCGACGCAGAAUCAACAGGAAAAUCGCGCGGAGGUGGGGUAUGUUUCUACAUCAAUGAAAAGUGGUGUACAGAUACAACAGUGAUGAAGAAGAUGCGCUGUCUCGACCUAGAAGCACUCUUCAUUAACUCCUACAGGCAGAAACUAAAAUCUGCCAAACCUGUGGUAAGGACUGUUAAAAGAUGGACCAACGAAACAGAGCUUGCCCUACAAGCCUGUUUCGAGUACUCCGAUUGGAGUGUUUUUGAAGCUGCUACCACCGAUCUGGACGAGCUCACAGAGACUGUAACAUCAUACAUCAGUUUCUCAAAACUCAGACAGAUUCGCCAGGCCAAGGAGGAUGCCUACAGAAACGGGGACAAGGUCUUGUACAGGCAGGCUAGGAACACAUUGACAAAGGAGAUCAGAGUGGCUAAGAGAAACUACUCUAAAAAGGUCCUGUUAUCUCAGGCAGAAAAGCCGGACUGCAGGCCACAGUGGCAUCACAAGCAGCCUGAACUAGAGAAAGAUGGAGACCUGAUCAUUGGGGGUAUCUUUUCCUUCCGCACAACACAAGACGGCUACCAAGAUUCCUUUACAAAAAUGCCGGUAUUACGUCCAUGCAAGGAUUUCAGUUUCCGAGAAUUCAAGCUUGCUCACACAAUGAUGUUUGCAAUAGAUAAGAUAAACAAAGCCACAGAUAUUCUUCCCGGAGUAACACUGGGUUACAAGAUUUACAAUGAGUGUGGAUCCACAGACAUACUUAGAGCAGGAAUGGCAUUGAUAAAUGGUGUGGAGCAAUCACAAAUAUCAGAAAACUGCACCAAGCCACAGACCGUCCAAGCAAUUAUUGGACAUUCCGGGUCAACACCAACUAUGAGUUUUGCACGGAUUGUCGGAAGAUUUUAUAUACCGGUGAUCAGUCAUUUUGCUACAUGUGCUUGCUUGAGCAAUAGAAAAGAAUAUCCCUCCUUCUUCAGAACUAUUCCUAGUGAUUACCAUCAGAGCAGAGCGCUGGCCCAGCUGGUCAGACACUUUGGCUGGAUGUGGGUUGGAGCGUUAAGCAAUAAAAAUGAUUACGGAAUAAAUGGGAUAACCACAUUCAUUAUGGCUGCUCAUGAAGAGGGAGUGUGCAUUGAGUACACUGAAGCCUUCGAAAGUACUGGUCCAUACAACGAACUACUGAGAAUCGUGAAUAUUAUCAAAACCUCUACAUCACAGGUAAUAAUGGCCUUCAUGUCACACAGAGAGAUCAAGAUGCUGGUUGAGGAAUUAUACAGGCAGAACAUUACAGGUCUGCAGUGGAUUGGAAGUGAUGCUUGGAUCACAGAUGAUUCGCUUGCAGACGGCCCGGGCCACUCUCUGCUAAUCGGGUCUGUAGGAUUUACUGCCCGCAACGCACAGAUCCCUGGACUAGGCCCUUUUCUACAAGAAGUCCAUCCAUCUCAGUUCCCUAACAGCACAUUUCUCAGAGAAUUCUGGGAAUAUGUCUUUGACUGCUCUUUGACUCAGAGUAAGGUAAAAAUGAAAUGUAACGGGUCAGAGCACCUGCGUGAUGUGCAGAACUCCUUCACUGAUGUUACUGAUUUAAGGAUCUCUGAUAAUAUAUAUAAAGCUGUUUAUGCAGUGGCCCAUGCAAUCGAUAACUUGCUUUCAUGUGAGCAAAACAAAAGCUCAAUUUCUAAUGCCUGUCCAAAGCUUAAUCAAAUGAAGCCAUGGCAGGUCUUAAACGUCUUAAAAUUUGUAAAUUUUACCACACGCAGUGGUGAAAAUGUAUUUUUUGACAACAACGGAGAUAUCCCAGCGAAGUAUGAGCUGAUCAAUCUGCAAAGUGUUAAUAAAGGAAAAAUGAAGGUCCAAACCAUAGGCUACUAUGAUGCUUCUUUGCCUAAAGGUCAGCGUUUCUCCAUGAACAAUGUUCUGAUAGUCUGGAGAGAAGAAAGUAAUGGGGUUCCUGUUUCUGUGUGCAGUGAGAGUUGUCCUCCAGGCACUAGAAAGGCUGUGCAAAAAGGACGACCUGUCUGCUGUUAUGACUGUAUUCCAUGUCCACCAGGAGAGAUCAGUAACAGAACAGAUUCCAUUGCUUGCCUCAAAUGCCCUUUUGCACAGUGGUCAAAUACAAGAGGAGACGCCUGCAUCCCAAAAGAAGUUGAAUUCUUGUCAUAUGAUGAAAUAAUGGGAAUACUUCUAGCAUUGUUUUCAUUAGUUGGGGUCUUUUUCACAAUAGUAACCAUGCUUAUUUUCUACACCUACAGAAGUACACCUAUUGUCAGAGCCAACAACUCAGAGCUGAGCUUCCUGCUGCUCUUCUCAUUGACUCUGUGUUUUCUCUGUUCACUUACUUUCAUUGGUCGCCCCACUGAGUGGUCCUGUAUGUUACGUCACACAGCGUUUGGGAUCACUUUCGUCCUCUGUAUCUCUUGUGUUCUGGGUAAAACAUUAGUUGUGUUAAUGGCCUUUAAAGCCACACUUCCAGGAAGUAAUGUCAUGAAAUGGUUUGGGCCUUUACAACAACGUCUAACUGUUCUUGCCUUUACAAUUAUACAGAUUUUGAUCUGUGUGCUUUGGUUAACAGUCUCUCCUCCUUUUCCCUUUAUGAAUUUAAAUCAUUAUCAAGACAAAAUCAUUCUAGAAUGUGAUUUGGGUUCAGCUGUAGGCUUCUGGGCUGUGCUGGGUUAUAUUGGACUUCUGGCUGUCAUCUGCUUUGUUUUAGCGUUCCUUGCGCGGAAAUUGCCAGAUAACUUUAAUGAAGCUAAAUUGAUCACUUUCAGUAUGCUCAUAUUCUGUGCAGUUUGGAUAAGUUUUAUACCGGCUUAUGUAAGUUCACCUGGGAAGUUUAUUGUAGCUGUGGAGAUAUUUGCCAUUUUGGGCUCUAGCUAUGGUUUACUGUUCUGUAUUUUCUUGCCAAAAUGCUAUAUAAUUUUACUGAGACCUGAAUUUAAUACUAAAAAGCUUGUCACGACAAAAACUUUACAUUAA